UGGCGUUCUUGUGUCUCGCAGGAUGCUCCGCCGGCGACGGCCGCCAAGCCAAGAUCGCCGCGUUGCUGGCAAUGGUGAGCUCUCCAAAUCCAUGGCAGCAGGAGCUAGCGAUGGCGGCAGCUCCUCUUUUGCUACUGAGAUCCUGGCUUUGUUCCUUGUCGCCGGCUUCUACUUUGCGCUUGUGUGGAUUGCUUCCCGGUGUGUUCACGAGGGCUACUUAGCUCCACUCCCGAGAAGCGCUCCUCUGGACAAGUUCUCGGAGCAAAGAGCGAUGGAUCACGUCUGGGAAUUGGCUCACGAAAUUGGAGGCCGUCAAGAAGGAACUGAAGGGUUGGCUCGAGCAGCAGAAUAUCUGAAAGCUGAAAUCACUGCCUUGAAGGACAGGUCCAAAUCUGUCAGGCUUGAACUGGAUGAAUCACUUGUUAGUGGAUCCUUUAGCAUGCAUUUUCUGAGGCACAACGUUGCGCUCUCGUAUAGAAAUCAUACGAAUGUUGCUGUGAGAGUUUCAGCACACAAUGCUACCGACGAUCAAGCCAGUGUUUUGGUGAACGGCCAUUUCGACUCUCCCUUGGGAUCACCCGGUGCUGGAGACUGUGCCUCGUGCGUUGCGUCCAUGCUGGAAGUUCUACGCUACAUUGUUGAUUCCGGCUGGGUACCUCCAUCGCCAAUCAUCUUUCUGUUCAAUGGAGCCGAAGAAGUUUUCCUUCUGGCCUCUCAUGGUUUCAUUACGACUCAUAAAUGGCGAUCAACUGUUGGAGCUGUGAUCAAUGUCGAGGCUACUGGGGCGAGUGGACCUGACUUGGUGGUUCAAUCUGGCCCAGAAACUUGGCCAACUCGUGUGUACGCGGAGUCAGCAGUUGUUCCUGGAGCGAACAGCGUCGCUCAGGAUGUUUUUCCUCUCGUACCUGGUGAUACGGACUACCGCAUUUUCUCACAAGAUUUUGCCGACAUUCCAGGAAUGGACAUAGUUUUCCUUCUCAAUGGUUAUGUGUACCAUACAGCGUAUGAUCGUCCGGAAAUUAUUGCAUCUGGGUCCAUCCAGACACGAGGAGAGAACCUUAUUGAGCUGCUCAAAGGUUUCACAAGCGCUCCAGAGCUUAAGACUGCUGAUCAACGAGCUCAAGCCGGUGGAUCAAAUACUGACCGUCAUGUUUAUUUUGAUAUUCUCGGCAAGUUUAUGGUCCAUUACUCUCGCAAAACGGCACAAGUCUUGCAUUACCUUCCUCUCCUCAUUGUACUUGCAGUGCCAUAUUUCUUUAGCGAUGACCUGAAAACCUCUUAUUCAGCCAUUUUUGAUGGUGCGGUUCGCCAUGGAUUAGGAUGUGUUCUGGCAGUUCUUUUUCCCGUGAUGCUAGCAGCAGCGAGACUAAUUUUGUCAGCAACGGCAAUGGCAUGGUUUGCUAAUCCACUGAUAGCAGUGGCGACCUUCGUACCAGUUUCAGUCGCGGGUUUGCUACUGCCUCGCGUUUUAUCUUCCAGGCCACACUCCACUCAGGAGAAAAUUGUUGCGUCUCACUGGGGAGCCACGGGUUUAUAUGGUCUAGAGGCUGCUGUCUUGAUACUUUCUGGUGCAAUGAGCAGCUAUUUUCCAUGCUGGUGGGCGUUAUUUAUGAUUCCAGCUAUCCACGUUUUGCAGCUUUUACAGAAGAGAUUUGGUCAGCAUUCUUUGCGAUCAUUGCUCGGGUACAUUCUUCCGGGCUUGCUUCCAUCGGCUUACACCAUUUUCUUUGUCGUUGUUUUCGUCGAAUUUAUUGUGGAAAAACUGGGAAUGGUUGGAGCUCAUCCGGAUCCUUUUGGUUUCUUUGUGGCGGACGUCGUCAUCGCAUUCAUAAUGGGCUUAGCUGUUGUGGUGUCUGUGGGUCAUAUUAUACCCGGUUUAGCGCACAUACUUGCUAAACCCCGGAUCAUCUGGUUGCUGCUCGCAAUUUCCGUGGGAGUUUCAGUUGGAACGUCGGGUACAUUUCCUUACAGCACUUUAGCUCCAAAGCGCAUCAUACUUCAACAUAGUUUUAGAACAUCAGGGGAUUCAAUCAUCGAAGCAAGUCACGACUUUGCAACUGUGGAUCCAAAUCCAAUGACUUUUGUUUUCAAGCAUGCACCACUUGUACGCGAGAGUCUGGCCACGGAGCCGACGCUCUCGCAACAUUCUGGUGCAAAUACUUUCCUGGCUCUAUAUCCCAUAUCCUUGAUGCUCUCUCGCAGCUUUCAAGUUCCAACACUCGCUGGGCCUCCAUAUCCACAGGCCUCUCUUCCAAAACUUCUCCUGACGGAGUCGAUACCCGGGACUCUGGGGACUCGACGUUUGUUCUUUGAGCUCGACUUGGGAUCACUGCAAGAAGUCUGGGGCGCUGCGAUUAACGUCACUGGCCCGUUACUGAACUGGUCACUCUCGAACCAAAGCUUGCCUGGCUCUGAGAUCGUAAAUGGCGGUCCCCCAUCCUACGUAUGUCGAUUCAGCGGCAAGAGCAGCGAGACCUGGAAAUUCUGGAUGGACGCGAAAACCUCCCCUCCUCUCCGGAUCGAAUUGGGAGUUUUGGAUCAAAAACUAGACGAGACAACGAUCGUCUUGAUGCAAAAAUUCCCGCUGUGGGCCGCUGUCGUUGCGGGUACCACAUACCUUUCGUCCUACGAAUUUUGAGCCAACUCUUCUGGAAACUCUAGUGUGGGUAGAACACGAACACUCGACACUGUAUAGAACAGGCCCGCGAAUAUACUAAACAAUAGGAAAAACAAAGAAAACGUUAAAAGAGCGCA
Molecule: messenger RNA, 2754 nt
Organism: Selaginella moellendorffii
Lineage: Eukaryota; Viridiplantae; Streptophyta; Lycopodiopsida; Selaginellales; Selaginellaceae
Product: endoplasmic reticulum metallopeptidase 1
Exons: 21
Coding region: 23-2638 (871 amino acids)
Biological process (GO): proteolysis
Molecular function (GO): metalloexopeptidase activity
Source: RefSeq, a predicted model, not a curated record